AUGGCGAUGGCACCAACGGUCAAAGUGGUUCUAGGCUCAACAGCCUUCGCAAUCUUCUGGGUACUUGCAGUUUUCCCAGCUGUGCCUUUCCUCCCAAUAGGAAGGACAGCAGGCUCGCUUCUAGGAGCAAUGCUAAUGGUCAUAUUCAGAGUCAUAACCCCUGACCAAGCAUAUGCCGCCAUCGAUCUCCCCAUCCUCGGCCUCCUCUUCGGCACCAUGGUAGUCAGCGUAUACCUGGAGAGAGCAGACAUGUUCAAGUACCUAGGCAAAUUGCUGUCCUACAAGAGCCAAGGUCCUAAAGACUUGCUCUUCAGGAUUUGCCUAAUCUCAGCUCUAUCAAGUGCAUUCUUCACCAAUGACACAUCUUGUGUCGUUUUGACCGAGUUCGUGCUCAAAGUAGCCAGGCAGCACAAUUUGCCGCCUCACCCUUUCCUCCUGGCGCUGGCUUCGAGUGCCAACAUUGGUUCAGCAGCCACCCCUAUUGGGAAUCCUCAGAAUCUGGUCAUAGCUGUUCAGAGUAAGAUUACUUUUGGAGAGUUUGUUUUGGGGAUUCUUCCUGCCAUGGUGGUGGGAGUGGUUGUCAAUGCCAUAAUCUUGAUGUGUAUGUAUUGGAAGUUGCUGUCCUCUGCUCCCAAGGAUUUGGAGGAUGCGAGUGAGGAGGUUAUUGACGACGAGGAUGUCAUUUCGCAUCGGUUUUCCCCAGCUACGAUGUCACAUCACUCCGCACAGAACUCUCAGGAUUUGAGCUCUAGAUUGGAACUACAAGGCUCUCCUCCCUUGGGUGUGAAUGGUCAUGUGGAGACCUUGAGGAAUAGGAUCCCUAGUUCGUCUAUAGAGAGUGAUAUUCGCAGUGGUGGGUUGAGCGGGAGGCAUCUCGAGUCUGGGAGGAUCUCGAAUGCAUCGAGUGACCCUGCAGCAGCCAGUGGAGCUGCUGCAGAUGAUGGAACUACUUCUCAAAAGAAGGAAGAGAAUGGAUGUUCUUCUCCUGUUGUGGUGUUGGAAGAAAGGGAUGGUGAUCCUUUCGACAGCAAGUGGAAGAGGAUACUGUGGAAGUCAGGUGUUUACAUCAUCACAAUUGGGAUGUUGGUGGCUUUGCUACUUGGUUUGAACAUGUCUUGGUCUGCAAUCACAGCUGCACUUGCUCUUGUGGUACUCGAUUUCAAAGAUGCCCGACCUAGCCUCGAAAAGGUUUCAUACUCCCUCCUGAUCUUCUUCUGCGGGAUGUUCAUAACAGUCGACGGCUUCAACAAAACCGGAAUCCCAAGCACCCUUUGGGAACUAAUGGAACCCUAUGCGAAAAUCGAUCACCCACUUGGCAUACUGGUCCUAGCACUCGUCAUACUUGGUCUCUCAAACUUGGCUUCAAACGUCCCCACAGUUCUGUUGCUGGGAGGCAGAGUGGCUGCAUCGGCCGCCGAGAUAUCAGCAGCAGAUGAGAAGAAGGCGUGGCUGCUACUGGCUUGGGUGAGCACUGUGGCGGGGAACUUGUCGCUGCUAGGAUCAGCUGCCAACUUGAUAGUGUGUGAACAAGCUCGGCGAGCUCCGCAUUUCGGGUACAAUCUGUCGUUCUUGAAACACCUCAAGUUCGGUGUGCCGUCUACCCUUGUAAUCACUGCUGUUGGUUUGCUGCUUAUAAGAUGA
This is a messenger RNA of Linum trigynum, 1641 nucleotides long. The record is from the annotation of a GenBank genome assembly. NCBI's taxonomy places the organism in Eukaryota, Viridiplantae, Streptophyta, Magnoliopsida, Malpighiales, Linaceae.